Messenger RNA from Drosophila simulans, 1432 nucleotides. It is a transcript of the gene yip2, whose product is annotated as 3-ketoacyl-CoA thiolase, mitochondrial. The record is from RefSeq and is a predicted model, not a curated record. Gene Ontology annotation, molecular function: acetyl-CoA C-acetyltransferase activity. The transcript has 4 exons. Gene Ontology annotation, biological process: fatty acid beta-oxidation. Lineage: Eukaryota; Metazoa; Arthropoda; Insecta; Diptera; Drosophilidae. The coding region runs from base 131 to 1327 and encodes 398 amino acids.
UUUCAUCCAAUAAUAUGUCGGCGAUGGCGGCGAAUCGCGACCAGAAGUCGAAAGUUAUUGCAGUGCGAUAGUCGCUUUUACUUGUAUUAAUUUAUUUGUUGUUUUAUUUAAGAGUGAACCACCUUAGAAAAUGUCUGCCGCGACCAAAGGUAUCUAUAUUGUGGCUGCCAAGCGUACGGCCUUUGGAACCUUCGGUGGAUCCUUGAAGGGCAUCAACCAGACCCAGUUGCAGACCACGGCGGCCAAGGCUGCUCUGGAUGCUGCCGGUCUUAAGGGUGAGCAGGUGGACACCGUCAUCGUGGGAAAUGUGAUCGCGUCCUCCUCCACGGAUGGUAUUUAUGUGCCCCGUCAUGUGGGUCUCAACUGCGGUGUGCCCAUCGAGAAGCCCGCCCUUGGAAUCAACCGGCUUUGCGGUUCCGGCUUCCAGUCGAUCGUCAACGGAGCCCAGGACAUCCUGGUCGGUGGUGCCAAGAUAGCCCUUACCGGCGGCGUGGAGAACAUGUCACAGAGCCCUUUUAUUGCCCGUAAUGUCAGAUUCGGAACCACCUUAGGUGUCAACUACAAUCUGGAGGAUGCUCUGUGGGCUGGCCUCACCGAUACCUACUGCAAGCUGCCCAUGGCUCUGACCGCUGAGAACCUGGCCGAUCAGUACAAGAUCAGUAGGGAGCGUGUGGAUGAAUUCUCUCUGCUCUCGCAGAAGAACUGGGAGAAGGGCCAGAAGGAGGGAGCAUUCAAUGCCGAGAUCACACCCAUCAAACUUAAGGUCAAGGGAAAGGAAGUGGACUUUGUGGUGGACGAGCACCCACGUCCCAAGACCACCAUCGAGGGUCUGAACAAGUUGCCUUCGCUGUUUAAGAAGAACGGCGUUGUGACUGCCGGAACUGCAUCCGGAAUCUGUGAUGGUGCCUCCGCAGUGAUCGUGGCCUCGGAGGAGGCGCUUAAGGAGUACAACCUGAAGCCCCUGGCCCGUCUAGUGGCCUUCUCCUUUGUCGGAGUCAAGCCUGAGAUCAUGGGCAUUGGCCCAGUACCCGCCAUUCAGAACGUCCUGAAGGUUUCCGGCAAGAAACUGGAGGAUAUUGAUCUGAUUGAGAUCAACGAAGCCUUUGCUGCCCAGACAUUGGCCUGUGCCGAUGCCCUGAAGUUGGAUCCCUCCAAACUGAAUGUGAACGGAGGCGCCAUUGCCUUGGGCCAUCCUCUGGGUGCCAGUGGCUCUCGCAUCACUGGUCAUCUGGUUCAUGAGUUGCAGCGCAAGAAGCUGAAGUACGGCAUUGGAUCUGCGUGCAUUGGUGGUGGUCAGGGCAUCGCCCUUCUCCUCGAGGCUGUCUAAUCCUACAGCUCACUGUAAUAGGUGCCCUGCAUUUACACUUAAAUUAGUGCUGAAAAUUCCGUUUUAAAAGUACCCGAUAGCAAUAAAGAAAUUAUUUUAACUUUA